Molecule: messenger RNA, 1747 nt
Organism: Prunus avium (sweet cherry)
Lineage: Eukaryota; Viridiplantae; Streptophyta; Magnoliopsida; Rosales; Rosaceae
Gene: WEE1
Product: WEE1-like kinase
Biological process (GO): protein phosphorylation
Cellular component (GO): nucleus; cytoplasm
Molecular function (GO): ATP binding; protein tyrosine kinase activity
Source: RefSeq, a predicted model, not a curated record
CAAAGGAGACACAGAGACAGUCGAUUUGGCCGAAACCCUAAAUACGAGCAAGAAGAAGAGUAGGAGGGAAAUGAAGGGAGCACUAGCAAGGCUUCAGCUGGGUGAAAGCCACCAAUUGUCGUUCCCCACGUCAUCAAAAUUAUCUUCUUCCAACCCCUCUCGCUUCCAGAACCUUCUAGACUCCGGAGCUGCCGACGCCAUCCUUCCCUCAUCGUCUCCUCUCGGUACUGAUCUUGACCCCAAUUUUGACGACAGAGAUUUCAUUCUCAGCCAAGACUUUUUCUGUACCCCUGAUUAUAUCACCCCAGAUAAUCAACAUACGUUGAGCGGUUGGGAUUGCAAUAAGGAAAAUAUCCCUUGCCCCAAAUCACCAGAGAAGUCAAAUACGGUUAAAUCCAAGAGACGCAGACAGGGUGAUUUCUUAUUGAAUCCACUCAGCCCAACAUUUUCCGGAAAUCAGCAGAUAGUGGAACUGGGAACGGAUGCUUUUGUCAUAGAUGAAGCUAAGAUGGAGAAAGCAACAGUUACCGAAGUUCGAAAGACACAAAAUUAUGUAUCUCAAUCUGCAGUGGCUUUACGCUGUCGUGUCAUGCCUCCUCCAUGUUUUAAGAAUCCAUAUUUAAAGGAUGCUUCAGAAAUGGACAUUGAUCCUCUUGGCAACCAAAGAUCAAAAUGUGCUGCUUUCUUCCCUGCAAUUAUGGGAGGAAAUGGCCUUUCACGCUAUUGCGCUGAUUUUCAUGAGAUUGAGCAAAUUGGUAGUGGGUACUUCAGUCAUGUUUUUAAAGCCUUGAACAGAAUUGAUGGUUGUUUGUAUGCUGUGAAACGUAGCAUGAAGCAGUUGCAUCAGGACACAGAAAGGAGAAAGGCUUUGAUGGAAGUUCAAUCUUUGGCAGCUUUAGGUUCCCAUGAAAAUAUUGUUGGAUACUACUCGUCUUGGUUUGAAAAUGAGCAGCUCUACAUUCAGAUGGAAUUAUGCGAUCACAGCUUAUCCAUCAACAAGUUUUCCCGAACCUUCACAGAGGGAGAAAUUUUGGAAACCUUGUUUCAGAUUGCAAAGGCGUUGCAGUUUAUACACAGGAAGGGAAUAGCUCAUUUAGAUGUAAAACCUGAUAAUAUAUAUGUCAAGAAUGGUGUUUAUAAGCUUGGUGACUUUGGAUGUGCAACUCUACUUGAUAAAAGCCUACCAAUUGAAGAGGGUGAUGCUCGAUAUAUGCCUCAAGAAAUCCUGAAUGAGAAAUAUGACGAUCUUGACAAGGCUGAUAUUUUCUCCUUGGGAGUUGCUAUUUAUGAGCUUAUUAGAGGUUCACCUUUGCCCGAAUCAGGACCUCAAAUUUUAAAUCUUAGGGAGGGAAAAUUGCCACUCCUUCCUGGCCAUUCACUGCAAUUUCAGAACUUACUCAAGGUCAUGUUGGACCCAAAUCCAGUUUGGAGGCCAUCAGCUAAAGAUUUGGUUGAAAAUCCAAUUUUUGACAAGGCCCUGAGAAAGGGACGAGCUUAGGACAACCACGAUUGCCUUUUGUAGAGAUUGGAGUGUUGUAUGCGUCAUUCAUUUGCAUCAGCCGGCCCUGUAAAACAGGCAAAGUGAAAUUCGUGAAUGACAAAUUUUGUAAGUAUAAAUUAUUCCUCUAAACUAUGCACCUAAUUUUCCCAUUUCUUCGGUGCAUAUUUUGUUAAUCUGGAGGAAAUCUGUGUCAUGUACUCACGCUUAUGUGCUGCUGCUAAUGAAGGCCUAAAUUUAUUGCCUGCA